Molecule: messenger RNA, 969 nt
Organism: Anopheles cruzii
Lineage: Eukaryota; Metazoa; Arthropoda; Insecta; Diptera; Culicidae
Gene: Aven
Exons: 2
Coding region: 73-951 (292 amino acids)
Biological process (GO): negative regulation of G2/M transition of mitotic cell cycle
Source: RefSeq, a predicted model, not a curated record
GGUUCAUGCGGCUUAUUUACCACUUUCUCAAAAACGGUUGAAUGCCUCCGUUUGUUUGCCCAAUCGGACAGAAUGGAUAAAGCGUCACAGGCCGCAAAACGUAGGCAAGAUAAGCACCACAAGAAGGUUCCACCACCGAAGCCGGCUAAGGCCAAACAGACGGAGAAACCGAAGGCACCGGAUGUACAGCACACGGCCCCACUCGUUGUUGUCGAAGCUCGCUAUUCGAAGCGCCAAAUUGAGCAGAAUUGGAACGAAAAGCGAGAUUUACCUGCGGGCCACGACGACGGUUCCGACGACGAACAGCUCGGAGCGGCUGAUUUCGAAAAAUUGUUAGAACUGCCCGCCUCGUCCGGUGGUCACUUUCUGCUCAGCUCCGAAAAGCAUUGGCUCGAGCCGGACUCUGGCCUGCCGGGGGCCGACGAGAAGAAUCGCUUCGGUGAGUACUUUCACAUCGACACCAAGCAGCUGAGAGCCAGCCUCGGUGCCAUUCCCUUCUACCAGCGGUACGGAUACGACGAAGCGCUCUUUGGUGCGCGGGAUUUGAAUUUAAUGCGACAGAAGGCGGAAAUGAUAGCGCAAAAGUUGAAGCACACCAACACAAAUACGAGCAGCUUCACGGAUUCUCAAAAGGGCAAAGAAACUACGACCUUACUGGAGAAACCUCGACCAACACCAUGUUUGGUGGGAAGCAUGGCACUUCCGAAGGAAACAACCGAAUCUUCCGAGCUGGGUAACGUGACACGGGAACUGGAUGUAAUCGUGGAGAAGAAAUUUGACGCACUUACCAUUGAACCCAAAGUAACACCAGUAACGACGGUGGAAACGGUACCUGAAACUUCUAUCGCAAAAUCAGAAACCAGUGGGAAGUCCGUGCCAACGAGUUCACCUUCAUCGAAUGACACGAAAGAAGAUAUUCAGCAAUGGUUGGACGAUAUACUUGAACUGUAGGAUGUGAAAGUAGAUUCU